Molecule: messenger RNA, 2851 nt
Organism: Dipodomys spectabilis (banner-tailed kangaroo rat)
Lineage: Eukaryota; Metazoa; Chordata; Mammalia; Rodentia; Heteromyidae
Gene: Mars1
Product: methionyl-tRNA synthetase 1
Exons: 22
Coding region: 52-2775 (907 amino acids)
Biological process (GO): methionyl-tRNA aminoacylation
Cellular component (GO): cytosol; aminoacyl-tRNA synthetase multienzyme complex
Molecular function (GO): ATP binding; methionine-tRNA ligase activity
Source: RefSeq, a predicted model, not a curated record
CCAGAGGCGGGAGGCCGGUUCCGGUUGCAUCAGCGUGGGAUUCACGGCGAAAUGAGACUGUUUGUGAGCGAGGGCACCCCUGGGAGCCUGCCGGUGCUGGCAGCAGCCGGGAGGGUCCGGGGCAGAAUAGAGUUGCUCAUCAGCACUGUAGGCCCGGAAGAGUGUGUGGUCCCGUUCCUGACCAGGCCUAAGGUCCCUGUUUUGCAGCUGGAUAGUGGCAACUACCUCUUCUCUACUACUGCAAUCUGCCGAUAUUUCUUUCUGUUAUCUGGCUGGGAGCAAGAUGAUCUUACCAAUCAGUGGCUGGAAUGGGAGGCAACAGAGCUGCAGCCAGCUUUGUCUGCUGCCCUGUACUAUUUAGUGGUCCAAGGCAAGAAGGGGGAAGAUAUUCUUGGUCCACUUCGGAAAGCCCUGACUCACAUUGACCAAAGUUUGAGUCAUCAAAACUGUCCAUUCCUGGCUGGGGAGACAGAAUCUCUAGCUGAUAUUGUUUUGUGGGGAGCACUAUACCCAUUGCUGCAAGACCCAACCUACCUCCCUGAGGAGCUAGGCGCCUUGCGCAGCUGGUUCCAGACACUGAGUACCCAGGAGCCAUGUCAGCGAGCUGUAGAGACUGUGCUGAAACAGCAGGGUGUCUUGGCUCUUCGAUCCUACCUCCAGAAGCAGCCCCAGGCCCACCCAUCUGAGGGGAAGGUGGUCAGCAAUGAGCCUGAGGAGGAAGAGCUAGCUACCCUAUCUGAGGAAGAGAUUGCUAUGGCUGUGACUGCGUGGGAGAAGGGCCUGGGAAGCUUGCCCUCCCUUCGGCCCCAGCAGAAUCCAGUGUUGCCUGUGGCUGGGGAAAGGAAUGUGCUCAUCACCAGUGCCCUCCCUUAUGUCAACAAUGUCCCCCACCUUGGAAACAUUAUUGGUUGUGUGCUCAGUGCCGACGUCUUUGCCAGAUACUCUCGCCUCCGCCAGUGGAAUACCCUCUAUCUGUGUGGGACAGAUGAGUAUGGCACAGCAACAGAGACCAAGGCUAUGGAGGAGGGCCUAACCCCUCGGGAAAUCUGUGACAAGUAUCAUCGCAUCCAUGCUGACAUCUACCACUGGUUUAAUAUCUCAUUUGAUAUUUUUGGUCGCACCACCACUCCACACCAGACCAAAAUCACACAGGACAUCUUCCAGCGGUUGCUGACCCGAGGUUUUGUGGUACAAGAUACAGUAGAGCAACUGCGGUGUGAGCACUGCGCCCGUUUCCUGGCUGACCGCUUUGUGGAAGGAGUGUGUCCCUUCUGUGGCUACGAAGAAGCCCGGGGUGACCAGUGUGAUAAGUGUGGCAAACUCAUCAAUGCCAUUGAGCUCAAGAAACCUCAGUGUAAAGUCUGCCGGUCAUGCCCUGUGGUGAAGUCCUCCCAGCACCUGUUCUUGGACCUGCCUAAGCUGGAAAAUCGACUGGAAGAUUGGUUGGGGAAGACAUUGCCUGGUAGUGACUGGACACCAAAUGCCCGGUUUAUUAUUCGUUCUUGGCUUCGGGAUGGCCUCAAGCCACGCUGCAUAACUCGAGAUCUUAAAUGGGGAACCCCUGUACCCUUAGAAGGUUUUGAGGACAAGGUAUUUUAUGUCUGGUUUGAUGCUACUAUUGGUUACCUGUCCAUCACAGCCAACUACACAGAGCAGUGGGAGAGAUGGUGGAAGAACCCAGAGCAAGUGGACCUUUACCAGUUCAUGGCCAAAGAUAAUGUUCCCUUCCAUGGUUUAGUCUUUCCUUGUUCAGCCCUAGGAGCUGAGGACAACUACACCUUGGUCAAGCACCUCAUUGCUACAGAAUACCUUAACUAUGAAGACGGGAAAUUCUCUAAGAGCCGGGGUGUGGGAGUGUUUGGAGACAUGGCCCAGAACACAGGAAUCCCUGCUGAUAUCUGGCGUUUUUAUCUGCUAUACAUUCGGCCUGAGGGCCAAGACAGUGCCUUCUCCUGGACAGACAUGCUGCUCAAGAAUAAUUCUGAGCUGCUUAACAACUUGGGCAACUUUGUCAACAGAGCUGGGAUGUUUGUGUCUAAGUUUUUUGGGGGCUGUGUGCCUGAGAUGGUGCUUACCCCUGAUGAUCAGCGCCUGCUGGCCCAUAUCACCCUGGAGCUCCAGCACUAUCACCAGCUACUCGAAAAGGUUCGGAUCCGGGAUGCCUUACGCAGUAUCCUUACCAUAUCGAGACAUGGCAACCAAUAUAUUCAGGUGAAUGAACCCUGGAAAAGGAUUAAAGGCAGUGAGGCAGACAGGCAGCGGGCAGGCACAGUGACAGGCUUGGCAGUGAAUAUAGCUGCCUUGCUGUCUGUCAUGAUCCAACCUUACAUGCCUACAGUUAGCGCCACCAUCCAGACCCAGCUGCAGCUCCCCCUUCAAGUCUGCAGUGUUCUUCCCAUAAAGUUCCUGUGUACCUUACCAGCAGGGCACCAGAUUGGCACAGUCAGUCCCCUGUUCCAAAAACUGGAAAAUGACCAGAUUGAAAGUUUGAGGCAGCGCUUUGGAGGGGGCCAGCUAGAAGAGUCUUUGGAGUUCAAGGCAAAAGCAUCCCCUAAGUCAACAGUUGUAGAGACUGUUACAGCUGGGUUACAGCAGAUACAGGUACUGAUGGAUGAAGUGACAAAACAGGGCAACAUUGUCCGAGAACUGAAAGCACAAAAGGCAGACAAGAACCAGGUUGCUGCAGAGGUGGCUAAGCUCUUGGACCUAAAGAAACAGUUGGCUGUAGCUGAGGGUAAACCCCUCGAAACUCCUAAAGGCAAGAAAAAAAAGUGAGAGAACUUGUUCAUAGAAAGCCACUUUACUGGAUAUGAACAGUAAUCAAUAAAUGUACAAUCUAUCUAUAUAUAUA